UCUCUCUGCAUGUGCUCCCCAAUCACAUAGUCCUGCUUUAAAUAAAAUAAUCCACACCGUCCAUUCCUUUACACCCUCCAAUAUAAAUUCCUCAAAUUCUCUCCAAUUAAUACCCCUCCCUCCCUCUUUUAUUUCUUGUCAGAGAUCAAUUUCUGCUAAUCCUUUUCUUUUUAGUACUAAUCAGCAUUUAAAUAUUCUAAGCGAUCGAUCGAGGUUAGUUAAUCACGUACAUCGCAAUGGGUGAAGAAGCUAAAAAGGAGGAAGAGAAAAAGGAAGAAGAGGCGAAGAAAGACGAGAGCACUAUUGCCGAAGAAAAGAAAGAAGAGAAAGCUGACGAGACUAAGAAAGAAGACACGAAACCACCGUCGCCUUUCGUUUUGUUUAUGGACUUGCAUUGUGUGGGAUGUGCAAAGAAGAUUGAGAGGUCCAUUCUUAAGAUUAGAGGAGUGGAGGGAGUGUCGUUCGACAUGAAGAAGAAUGAGGUGACUAUAAAAGGAGUUGUGGAGCCACAAGCUGUGUGCAAUAGAAUCAUGAAGAAAACUAAGAGGAGUGCUAAAGUUUUGUCUCCUUUGCCUGUAGCUGAAGGUGAACCUUUGCCUCAAGUUGUUGCCUCACAGGUUAGUGGAUUAGCUACCGUGGAGCUUAACGUGAACAUGCAUUGUGAGGCCUGUGCGCAACAGCUCAAAAAGAAGAUACUUAAAAUGAAAGGAGUUAGUACUGUAGAGACGGAAUUAAGUUCGAGUAAAGUUACGGUGACGGGAACAAUGGACGCCGAUAUGCUCGUGGAGUACGUGUACCGGCGUACGAGAAAGCAGGCGAAGAUUGUGCCGCAGCCGGAACCGGAGAAGCCGCCGGAGGAGGAGAAAAAGGAAGAAAAAUCAGAUGCUGCUGCUGCUGAAGAAGCGAAGCCGGCCGAAGGGAAGAAAGAGGACGGCGAGGGUAAAGAGCCGCCGCCGGAGGAGGAGAAGAAAGACGACGGCGGAGCGGCGGCGGCGGAGGAAGGCGGUGAAUCGAAAGAGGAGGUGAAGAUUUUGGAGGAGCAAUCGAUGCAUAAAAUGAUGUACCGCCAUUAUUAUCAGCCGGUUUAUAUGAUCGAAAGAAUUCCGGCGCCACAGCUUUUCUCCGACGAAAACCCUAAUGCGUGUACCGUUAUGUAAAAAAUGAAAAUUAAAAAAAUAUAUUGCUAAUUAUUUGAUCAAUAUAUUAUUAAUUUGAUCAAUAUAAUGAUUAAUGCAAUACUAUCUUAUUUCUCGUUAUAUAAAAUUAGUAUAUCAUUAUAUUAUUAAUUUCUUUCAAUUA
Messenger RNA from Erythranthe guttata (spotted monkey flower), 1299 nucleotides. The record is from RefSeq and is a predicted model, not a curated record. NCBI's taxonomy places the organism in Eukaryota, Viridiplantae, Streptophyta, Magnoliopsida, Lamiales, Phrymaceae.